AUGGCAAAUGGAUGUGAAAACAGUUUCCUUAAUGCUGAGCUAGAAGAGGAUGUGUACAUGACACAACCUGAAAGAAUUGAGGAUGUGGUCAAGAAGCUCGAGAAGGAUUAUAAUAUAAAGAUUAGCAAUUGGGUUGAUUUGAGGGAUAAGGCUAGGGAAAAGGCUACUUUUGGUGAAAUUACUAAGAAUUGUAGUGUGGAGAAAUUGGCUAAGAAGGUUUUGGGUGAUGAAUGGGAUGUGAAGAAGCCUGCUACCAUGGAAUGGUGGAAUCCAGAAGUUGAAUGGUUUCUUUCAGAUGAUAAGGUUAAAUUUGGAUCAUUGGAUUCUUUUCUUGCUUAUAGAAUCGGCGUUGAAUUGUUAAAAGAUUAA
Messenger RNA from Nicotiana tabacum (common tobacco), 369 nucleotides. The record is from RefSeq and is a predicted model, not a curated record. NCBI's taxonomy places the organism in Eukaryota, Viridiplantae, Streptophyta, Magnoliopsida, Solanales, Solanaceae.